Molecule: messenger RNA, 1239 nt
Organism: Rhea pennata
Lineage: Eukaryota; Metazoa; Chordata; Aves; Rheiformes; Rheidae
Gene: RABEPK
Product: Rab9 effector protein with kelch motifs
Exons: 7
Coding region: 1-1131 (376 amino acids)
Molecular function (GO): protein binding
Source: RefSeq, a predicted model, not a curated record
AUGGCGCCGCGGGCGCUGCCGGUGCUGCCGCUGGGGCGCCCCCCGCGGCCGGCGACGUGGUACCGACUGUCGCCGCGCGGCGAGCGGCCCCGCGGCCGCGUGGGCCACGGCUGCCUCUUCGUGCCGGGCGGGCCGGGCCGCGUCCUGCUGCUGGGCGGCGCCGACGCCGCCGGUGCCUUCGCCGACGCGCACUUCAUGGAGCUGGGCGCGCUGCGCUGGGCCGCGGCCGGCUGGCGCGGGCUGCGGCCGCGCUACGAGCACGCCACGGCGCUGCCCGCCGCCCGCCCGCCGCGCCUCUGGGUCUUCGGCGGCGCCGACCGCGCCGGCAACCGCAGCUGCGUCCAGGUGCUGGACCCCGAGAUAGGGACCUGGGAGAGUCCCGACGUGACCGGCGUUCAGCCGCUGCCUCGCACCUUUCACACGUCCUCGGCGGUCAUAGGAGACCGCCUGUACGUGUUUGGAGGGGGUGAGAGAGGAGCCGAACCCGUGCAGGACCAGCAGCUCCACGUGUUCGACACAGCCACCUUGACUUGGUCCCAGCCAGAUGUUCAUGGUGAUCCCCCUUCUCCUCGGCAUGGACAUGUGGUGGUUGCAGUUGGGACCAAACUUUUCAUACAUGGAGGUUUAGCUGGUGAUAUUUUUUACAAUGAUCUGUUCUGCAUUGAUAUAAAUGACAUGAAAUGGGUUAAGAUAUCAGCCACUGGUGACGUCCCAGGAGGACGGGCAGCUCACUCAUCAGCUGUGUUUAAAGACCACUUAUACAUUUUUGGUGGAAUAGAUCCAGAUGGGGCAUUAGAUACUACAUACAAGUAUCACAUAGAGAAGCAGCAGUGGACACUCUUACAGUUUGAUUCCCCGCUGCCCCCAGGAAGGCUGGAUCAUUCCAUGUGCGUCAUUCCGUGGCAGGCUUGUGCCGACAGCAAGAGCAGCGAUGCAGGAGCAGUCGCUUGUGAAGACAAAACUGGGAAGGGAGCAACUGUGUCAGUCAGUGAUGCAGCUGACUCCCUCCAGAAGAGCCAAAAUGAGGAGGCGGGUGCUGAGAACCCAGUGAUGCACCUGCUGUUAAUAUUUGGUGGGAUGGAUACUCAAGGGGAGAUGCACAGGGACUGUAUUGUAAGUCUGAUUGAAUAGUGCAUCUGUGAUGCUUUACAGCAUCCACCGCUUCUCCGAGCAGGUUUCUUACAGCCACAGCUGUACCCGAAGUUCUCUCUCUCCAAUAAACAAAUUCUUGCCGUCGGA